Molecule: messenger RNA, 1542 nt
Organism: Fomitiporia mediterranea MF3/22
Lineage: Eukaryota; Fungi; Basidiomycota; Agaricomycetes; Hymenochaetales; Hymenochaetaceae
Exons: 5
Coding region: 1-1542 (513 amino acids)
Source: RefSeq, a predicted model, not a curated record
AUGUACAACCGUGACCGAAGCGCGGCUGAAACAUGCCUAAGCCUCCCAGAAAUCGUCUUUCAAGUUGGCUCGUACCUCUUUGAGCCAAGCGAUCUCUACGCUGCCUCCUGUGUAAACCGCCUCUGGCAAGCUGCACUCCUUCCCAUUCUCUGCAAUGAUACAGACGAUGAUGCCGAUGAUGAUGCUGACGACGACGAUAACAAAUCCGAAGGCUCUAACGACCCUGACUUUGAACCAGAAUCCGACGUCGACAUGAACGGAGCUGGUGGAGACACCGAAAGAACGACAACUACGCAUCCAAGCCUUAUCAAACGAAACAAGGACCCUCUUGACUUGGAACCCAUCGUUGGCAUUUUGAAUCACCUUGCAGAUAACGGAAAGUUGCAGUUCUUCAUGUAUGCCCUUCCAGGCGAGCCUUUCGAGGCACUCCCUGACGAAGUCUGGCUCGCCCUGCGGAGGAUGUCGGAUACUUUGCAAGGACUGUACAUCGAGUUGAUCAUGAAGCACUGGAACCCAUUCCUCUCAAGUCGAUUCAACAACAUACACUACCUACGUCUCUUCCUCGACACAGACGAAGAGUUACCACCAGGUCCCAACGGAGAAGUGUUCGACCCGAAGGCAGCACUUCUCACAUUCCUACAAUCCCAUCCCCGUCUCCAAGUCCUCCAUCUCUACCUCGGAACAGUCUUCGCAAACCUCGCUCUUUCCUCCAUAACCCUCCCUUCUCUCAAAUCCUUCCUUCUGAUCUCAAAAGCCGAAAACGUCGACGUCGCUCCCUUUAUCAAGAACCACACCGGUUUGACGUCGUUAGACGUUUACACAGAUUCAGACUUUGAGCCUUUCCCUGCUGACACUCUACAAAACGUCCAAGCAUUACAAGUCAGCGCGAUGACAGUCUCAUGGUUCCGGAACGUCCUCGCCGCAGCGCCCAAACGCGCUCAACCAAUUCGUCAUUUACAAAUCACAGCAGCAAGACAAGAGAACUUCUUAGACGUUCUCAGCCUUGCUGCUCCUCUCGGGUCGACGUUACGUUGUCUGGAAUUGAUUUUCUGGAGUCGAGACGUUCCGUUGAUACGUGUACUUGAGGAAGUUAGUCGGACGUUCCCGAGACUUGUGGAGUUGUCAUUGUUUAUACCGAGUUGGGGAUCUGCUGAGUGGGAUGAAGAGGAGAAUGGUCCACUUGAUCUUACCUCAAUGCUUAAAUGUUUCGCCUCAAACAGGGACCUCCUCGCCUUCGCCGUGUCAGAUCCAAAGACAGACCUACUCGACAAAGAACAAAUCGAAGCAGUACCCAAGUCAUCCGUCCCACCUCGUCUAGAAUACAUCAUCUGGCGUUCCCAGACUUUCCGCCUGCGUCGUCAAUUCCUCUCUCCAGACGAAACACUGGGGAUUAUGAAAAGCAACUUCAGUUGUAUUAGAUUGAAUGGUGGUGGUGGUGGUGGUGAUGGUGGUGAUGGUGGUGAUCAGCUUAGCUCGACGAUGAAAUCUUUCAUAUUAGAUAGAUACAUGGUUACAUUCGUUAGCGACAUUCAUUUGUUAUAG